GGCCGGACCAUGGUUCUACGGCGGGAGCCCCAACUGCCUGAGGUCUCCCCAGCCAGCUGAGUCCCACCCAGCAUGCUGCCCUGAUCCCAGGGCAAAUUCUCAGACAGCUAGGAGUUUGCCGGUGUGAUUCUCUCAGCCCAGAAGAUCUCAAGGCCCCAGAGGUCCCCUUCUCACUGGCCUUGGGAGGAGACAGCAUGGCCACUGCUGUACAGAGCAGUGAACUGGUAUUUGAGUUUGCCAACGGCGGGAUGGAAGAAAUCCAGCAGCUGGACGAUCCCUCCGUGUUUCCAGCGGUGAUUGUAGAGCAGCUGCCCUGCCCAGAACUGCUGCACCUCUACUCUGGACUGGACCGCGAUGAAGUUCCCAAUGGCAUCAUGGUGGACCGGGACCUGGGGGUGGCCGAAGGGCAGAUCCUGGAGGGAGGCCUUGUGGUGUCAGAUGACAACAACCAGACGGUGAUGGCCACCGAAGUCCUGCUUGAUGUGGAGGCUCCCAACAACAUACUGGAUGAAAGUCGCAUGUUCAGUGGCUCCGGGCUGUUCACUGAGCAGGACUCUUCCGGGGCCUUCACCAACUGUGUGCUUUCUGCCUCCUCGGGGGCAGACAUCCCGACUGGCGGGAAUGUGACUGUUGAGGGGUUCUCCGUGCCAGAGGACAGUCCCAUGGACAAAGACCUCGGGAGGCCUCUGCCAAUGAGGUCAAAGAAGAAAGUCCAGAAGGCAAAAGCACCCCGUUGUCCCUCACCAGUCAGUGAGCCCAACUUUCCCAUCCGGAAGAAGUCCAAGGAUGGCAAAGGGAAUACCAUCUACCUUUGGGAGUUCCUGCUGGCUCUCCUGCAGGACAAGAACACCUGUCCCAAGUACAUCAAGUGGACCCAGCGUGAGAAGGGCAUCUUCAAGCUUGUGGACUCCAAGGCUGUGUCAAAGCUGUGGGGGAAGCAGAAAAACAAGCCAGACAUGAACUAUGAGACCAUGGGACGAGCACUGAGGUAUUAUUAUCAGAGGGGCAUCCUCUCCAAGGUGGAAGGGCAGAGGCUGGUGUACCAGUUCAAGGAGAUGCCCAAAGACCUGGUGAUAAUUGAAGAUGAAGAGGGUGAUGAAGCCAGUGCCGAACUCCAACAGACCCCACCUCCACGCCGAGCUGCUUCUAAGGCUGUAGCCCGGCCUUCCACCCAGCAGAAGAAGGAUCCUCCUAGGGAGGCUCUGCAACAAGGCCCACAGGCAGCACUCAGCCUGCAAGCAAUGGCCAAGGAGAGCUCAGCUGCUGCUGUAACAGCCCCUCCUGGUGAGGCUCGGGGGACCCUGGCUCACACAGUCAGUACACCUUUGGUUCCUAACCACGGUGGAGUGUCUGCAGCGGGAGCCAGCUCAGGCCUGGGAGCUCUGACCCUUCAGACCAUCCCACUGGCCACAGUGCUGGCCAGUGGCUCCUCGGCCACCUCGGCCACCUCACCCCAAAUUGUCCUCCAGGGGGUCCCUUCAGCCUCGGCCUUCAAGGACAUUGUCACCCUGCAGGCUGCCUUCCCUCUGGGCUCCAGCUUCCCAGAGGGCUCGGCCGCAGCAGGGCGUCCGUUUGUCCUCAGCAGCCUCUCAUCAGCAGCCCUUGGGCCUGCAUCCAGGCCCCCGGGGACCCUGGUUGCUGCUAUCAUUAGGACUCCAGGAGUGAAGGAGGCACUUCCCGGGUCUCCUUCCUACCUGCAGGGUGUCGUGCCUGAUGAGGCCCUGAGGCAGCCUCAGCAGCUUCAGCUGCAGGGGCUCCUGGGCAACUCCCAGCCCCAUGAAGCCCCAGGGAUCCCGGUGCUGCCCCAGCCCCCCGCCAGCUGCCCCUCUGUGGGCCUGACCCCCGUGGCUGAACUGGAACUCGCCACCAGCCCAGGGGCCCUGCUGGUAGCUGAGCCCAAUCUGACCCAAUCGGGAGUGGUGCUGGCUGGGGGCCUGGGCCCUUUCCAGGAGCCCAGGACUGGAGCUGAAGGAGGUAGGGGAGAAGGGGAACUCUAAAGAGAGGAAUCUCUGGCCCUCUUUGGAGAUGGACUCCUCGCUGGAGCUCCACAUACCAGUCAAGUGCCAGGGCCAUCUCUAGGUGAAUCUCUUAUGGCUGCCAUCUUGAAUGGAACCUUCCUCUCCCCCUCUCCUUGGUGCUUGCUUUAGCGAGCCUGGGGGAGCCUGGCAGAGAAGGCAAGGGCACCACCAAGCAUGGGGUGGGGGGAGCUCUCCACCAUCAGCCUUAUCGUUUAUGCCCAAGCCCCCCUGGGACCCUCUGUGUUAAAGAACCUGGCCUCUAACCUUGCUGCAUCUGGGAGAGGCCCGUCCAGUUGUGCCAACCAGGGCCUGCCUAGAAGCAGCAAGGAGCAGUGGAAAAGGCCUGGAUUUCGAGCCACAUUCCGUGGGUUUGGAUCUCAGCUCUGCCACUCCCCAACUCUGUGAUCUUGGGCAAGUCCCUUCACCUUACUGAGCCUCAGUUUCCUUAUCUGUAAAAUGAGGGGUUGGACUAGAUAAUUAAUCUCUUAAGGCCCUCUCCAACAAAUGCCAGCAAGAAGUCAAGGAAACCUGUCACCAGCCCUUUGCCAUUUUUGACCAUAAUUAGUUGGGCAUCCCUGGAGCCAAGCCCUGGGCUUCAGGGGCAUCCAGAGAUAUGCACCUUCAGAGAAAAAUGACCCCGAGCUGGUGGGUGGAGAGGUGGCUCCGUAUCCUGGAGGAGGUCGGUGCCCACAAAAGCCCCCACUUAGGCUGGGCAGUGCUAAUUUCUGGGUGCUGUUUCCAUUGCCCUAACUAGACUGUGAGCUCCU
Messenger RNA from Dromiciops gliroides (monito del monte), 2785 nucleotides. It is a transcript of the gene ELF4, whose product is annotated as E74 like ETS transcription factor 4. Lineage: Eukaryota; Metazoa; Chordata; Mammalia; Microbiotheria; Microbiotheriidae. Gene Ontology annotation, molecular function: DNA-binding transcription factor activity, RNA polymerase II-specific; sequence-specific DNA binding. The coding region runs from base 195 to 1997 and encodes 600 amino acids. Gene Ontology annotation, cellular component: nucleus. The record is from RefSeq and is a predicted model, not a curated record. Gene Ontology annotation, biological process: cell differentiation; regulation of transcription by RNA polymerase II. The transcript has 9 exons.